Molecule: messenger RNA, 5508 nt
Organism: Talaromyces marneffei
Lineage: Eukaryota; Fungi; Ascomycota; Eurotiomycetes; Eurotiales; Trichocomaceae
Exons: 4
Coding region: 1-5508 (1835 amino acids)
Biological process (GO): protein import into nucleus; RNA export from nucleus
Cellular component (GO): nuclear pore inner ring
Molecular function (GO): structural constituent of nuclear pore
Source: RefSeq, a predicted model, not a curated record
AUGGCUCCGGCUCCGGAAGCCUAUUUCGCGUCCCUGGACAAGUGUUUCUCUGGGGACGCACAGCUUCUGUCUUGGAAACGAGUCUUUCUUGCUCUGACAUCACCAUCAGAUAACAGCAAUGACUCCGACUACAUAACAUCGUUCCUAUCACAACCUGAAAGCGUCCGCUUGCUCUCGAAUUGCUUUACGCCCUUCGAACCGCCUUCCACAAAAUCCAAAUCCGAAUUCGAGUCCAAAACAGCCGCUAUUCAUGUCGAUACAUCGCCCCAGGCAGCUUAUCUGAUUGACGAGAUUAAAGCCGAUGCUCUGUGGCUGAGUCAAAAAGCCGACAUCGACGAGGUAGCGGCACUCCGAAUCACGGUGCAAGAAUGGCAAACUAGACCAAACGCUCGACUGCUAGGAAGGUUCUCUGAAGAAGAAGCGACAAGCUUGCAAGAUGCAGCAAGUGUGGAUAGCUUUCGGGUGUCUCUGGCUGGCCCUCAAUUGAAAGAGGUUCUGAAAAAGGCUCAUGGGGGCUCAGACACAGACUUCGCUUCAGCAAAGUUGAGACGAAUACGGAUACAAAAUAUCUAUUUGUCGGAAAAGAGCCAUAUUGUGAAAACUUCGAGGAAAUUAUUGGCCGCCUUUUUACAUGGGAAGAUUCCAGCCGAUGCUCGUCUCGUACCGCUUACACAUGAUGGCCAGCAGUUCAUAAGGGAGGAUGGUCUCACGCGUUUGGGAGAGCAACUUUUCAAAAAUAGAUCAGCGGAAACUGAGAGUACGCGCUUUCUACUUGAUGCUAUCAAAGCCAUCGAGAAACGUUUGAGCGAUUUCCAGACGGAUGGUGGAUGGCUGUCUGCUUCCGAGAGCAAUUUUGAUACGGAGAAUGCUUGGCGAACAUCACUUGUUGAUGAGGUCGUGCACAUCAUGCAGAUUAUUUAUCUGCAUGUUCAGUCUUGCGAUGUGGUGACCAGUGGAGAAGUUGUUUUGGCUUGGCUGCGGCUCAUGGCUGAAUACAGCUUCAUGGAACCAGUUAACCCACCAUGUGAGGACCCAGUAGUGCUCAGGCUGUCCCUGCAGGUCCUUGCUUCCGUUACUACACUUGGUCUAUUGAAGCUUCCUGAAUCUUUGGCAUUGGUCUUAAAGAAUGGCAGUAUGUCGCAAGAAGAGGCUCUGUCCGAGUCUAAACCGUAUCUUCUAUCCCGUACACAUAUUACUGAGAUCAACGAAGUCUUGCUCAAUUCUAUUGACAUGGGAAUAUUGAGCGCUAGUCCUGCAGCUUUCGCCUGGGGGGCAAUACUCUAUGCUAUGCGAGAAAUUGCACAAGCCGCAAAAGAUAUCAGAGAAAUGGAACAAUUUCACAGCGCAGUCGACUCUUUCCAGUCCAAUCAGCCUUCAGCAUCUGUAACGCGCUCAUUCGAGCAGACAUUUUACGAAGACUUGCUAGACAUGGCGCGGGUUCCGGCAUUUGGAGACGAUUUCGUGGGUGUGUUGACUGUCGGGGCCAUCGAAAAGGGCCAGGUAUUCGAAGUAAUCAACAAUAUUGCCUCCAAUGUCGGUUCAAUUUCCGCCAUCGAUGACUUGAUCACAAAUCUAUGGAUUCGCAAUUCUUUAAUGGGAAUUAUCCGGGUCAGCUCGCGUGUUACUGACUAUUCUCCAGAGCUAGUUGCGGCAACACUUUCGAUCUUAAAUGCUUCGACAAAUACAUUACAGGCGCAAAAAGAAAAUUACAUCACUCAACAAAGUGACCCCCGGUCUGUUUUUCUCCAUGACGAGGGUCUCAUGAGUCGAAUAUUCCACAUUGCCCGAUCUCGCUUUCCCUAUGAAUCCAUACCAUUUUUGCAAUUAUGUCGAGCCUUGACCGCCAAGGAUCAAAUAAACGGAACUGGUCCUGAUCGGAUAUUGAGCGAGCUGGAUGCCAUGGAAACUUUCACUCAAAUGGUGUCUCCUGACUUCCAAGGUUACGAGACGAUACGUGAAGACGAGAACGCCAAUUUCGUUUCGCUCGUCCAGCCGAUUCCCAUGAUCGCCUCGACAUUCGCGAAGCUCAAUGAUCAAACUGAUACACAAACCGCUCUCGUUGUUGCGAGCUCUUUACAGCUUCAGCCAACAACAACUGGCCAGGUAGUUUCAGAGUCAAAACCAGCCGUUAUCAUGUGGUACCACAAUUACUCGAGCAUAACUUUUCUCGGUAGUUGGCUAGAAGAAUGGGCAAAUAAAGGUGGUUGUAUGCCUGACUCGGAUGAUGAAGCCAUUGCCGAAAUCAUCGGACUGCUUGCUGAUCUUAUGGCUGCGUGUCAGCUAACCGACGACGAAACCGGACCGAAGAAGAUACUUGAGAUAGCCAGUGAAGGUUUGAACGAACGCAGUGACAUUAUAUCCGUUAUCCUAAAUAUCUUGGAACGAAGUUUGGAAAGUACUGGAGCGCAGUCUGGUGCCUCUGACUUGCUUGACAUUACAGUUGCCUGCAUGCGAUUCGUUCGAGUUCUUGUUACUUUCAUGCCUAGUCGCACAUGGCCAUUCUUGUCUCGGAGUAGCUUGUUAGGCCCUGGUGGUCAAGGAAGUCGUUUUUCGGCAAUUGUAUCGGCAAGCGAGGUGACAUCGGGUAAUUAUCCCUUUCUCGUCAGUUGUGCUGAUCUCUUCGAGGCUAUUGUGGAAGAUGCUAUAUCAAAUGCUGCAAUACGAAAAAUAACAACGCGCACCAUUGCCAAGGCAGUCGAUACAUUUGAUCGAAGCGCUGGUGUGCCUUCUCACGUCAUUAGCAAGGUCUUAUCCAACUUUGUACGUUCGAUGGUUGAAGUAUACAACAGUUCUGGUAACUGGCGCUUCAAUCAACCGGAGCAUAGACUUCAGGUGGACGCUGUUUUGGCCCGAAACUUUGAGAGGAUUAUCUAUUUCACAUAUGGUAUUGAUGAAACGGACAGUCACCAGACUAAACUUACAGCUGUCUUCCAAGAAUCAGCAGAUUACAUCCUUGACGUGCUACGACCUCAAUCGAGAGAAGAACUGCCAUUAAAUCCUGUUCUGCGCAUUAUCCUCGGUGGCUUACAAAUACCGACUAGCACUGUCUAUCUCCGCCAGUUACAGCACGUUGAACGCCAACUUAUUACUACCCUUGACUUGGCUACAAGAUUGAUACAGGCAGCGCAGUUGAGUGGGUCUACUGUAUCUCUCCUCGAAGAUCAACUCUUCAAAGCAGCCCCUGUUCUAGUGAAGCUUUAUAGUUGUCAUGACCAGUUCCGCCUCCCUGUUGUGACUCUUCUAGAACUUCUAAUCACCAAGGCAGCUUUGGAUGCCGAGAAAGAACCUGCGUCCUUUCUUGGCCAUUUAGGCUCGGAAUCAACCUGCCUUUUUCUGGAUGUGCUCGCGCAAUUUGACAAACCCCUCCCUGACAUGACCUUGCUGGUGUCAAUAUGGCGGCUCCUAUCCGCAUUUGUCGGCAAACGUCAACAAUGGGUUGCUAUUUAUCUUCUUACAGGAAGCUCACCACGGGACUCAAUGAAGCUCAAAAAAGGCGACGAAAAAGCGCCAAAGAUGCGAAACACACCGUUCCUCAAGACAGCCCUUGACUCUUUGGCAAAUAUUGACCAUCUCGAUCCCAUAGUUUCGUUAUCCUUGCUCGAAUUCAUCUCAUGUGCGCAAGAACACUGGCCCUGGGCGACACCUCAAUUGGGCAACCAUUCAAACUUCUUCAGCUCCAUUGUUAAUUAUGUUUCUCAUCUAAAAAUUGGAAGCGAGCCCAUCACGACACAAAUCAGCUUGAUUCAAAUUGCUGCUAUCACUGCGAAUUUGUGUGCGAUCUACUUGCACUCGGCAAAGGAGGCUCGGGAUAAAACCUUUGUUAAGAUGCUUGUCCCGUUGGUCUUUUGGUACGCCGAAAAUGCCGUCGACGUCUCCGGGUAUAACGCUUCGCUUCACGCCAAUCUGAAGAAGAACUUUGAGAUGAAAUACGCAGGCUGUCAUCUUCAACAGUUGAAACGCACAGCUCUGGAGAUAAGACCAUUGGGAAAGGACUAUUACUAUGAUUUAUACUUGGCAGAUAAAUUACUGUCAUACGACUUUUCUUGGAGAGGAAAAAAGGACCAGGGCUUUGCAAGCGAGUUUGAGCGGGCGAAUCUCAAUCUAUCGGUGGUAGAAGCGCAAGUUACUCUGUUCAAUAGCUGGAAGUUUUUCGCUAUUGAACAUGCGUUGGACUUUAGUCCGGACCAAGAGAUUCAAAAGUCAAUGGCGCUAAUUGUGCGGAACUGCCUACUUGCAAAUACGCGUCCGACUCCUGAGGAGCCCAUAUUUUCUAAGCUGCAAAAGUCAAGAGUGGAUUUUGCCCUUUCGAUGCUUCAAAGAUUGGUCGAAUGCAAUGCCGAAGGUCCAGAGAUGACCGACUUAUUAGCGGUUGUAUGGGAAGCAAUGCGCGCAUCUGGCACUACCUACGAGAAUGCCCUGAUCCAUGAUAAUACAGACUAUUACCGCGGUCUGCUAAACGUUUUGUUCCUUGCGCUCCAAUUUCAUGUCGCAAAAUUCCCAUCUGCUGCUUCUGAACCUGUGAACAAGAAGAAAAAACCUGAUCUCUCACCCGAUCUAACCAUUGUGCUGGAGGUGAUUAAAGUCGUGAUAGCACAAGGGUUCCGCUCCCUUACGACAUACCUGCACGACGAACCGCAGCGGUGCUCGCCGAAAGACUUUGCCAUAAUCACGGCGAUCUUACAGACGGCUCUACGAGUCAAGGAUGCAGAAAGACUGUACGAGCACAUUGUCUUUCACAUUGAGGAUAACGAUACGGCUAGAUACGCAACUACUCUUUUCUCAUGGGCUGACCAAUUGACGAUUGAAGGUGAUCCGGUCUACGGAGAACUGAGCAUCAUUUUCCUGGUAGAACUGUCGGCCAUUCCCAUGUUGGCAGAAUACUUGGCUGUCGAGGUAGUGCUCAUGAAGCUUUCUACUAGCCGAUUGACUCGUAUUCUCUCACAAGCCAAGACAUUCGGCCCAUUCGACCCAGUACCUCGCCUGUACGCCAUAUGGAGGGAAGGAUUUUUACCUCUUUGCCUCAACCUGCUCUUCAACGUCAGUCGCGCCGCAUCUGAAGUAGCGGCAUUCCUCAACCAAUUCGAAGGACGACUGACCCGCGUAGCGGAGUCAUUUGCAAGUAUACACGCAGGGACAGCAUCAUCGGCGUCCUCUCAACCCGAGAAACGAAUCUGCCUCUCCAUGGCGUCCGAGGCCUAUUCCUUGUCUCUCAUCUCCUUCAUCCUCGAGCGAUACCGAACCGCCGGACCCAGCGCGGGAGUCGACAGCCAGACAAUCCAGGACUUGAAAUGGGACAAAUCACAACUCAAAGAGGAUAUUGAGGAAUUACUCAGUCGUCGAUCAAGUCUACGGGCUCGCAUGGUGGCUACUAGUGAAAAGGAGGCCGAGUUGGCACGUAAAAAGCCCCUUCAUGCGUCGUCUUCGGGUGCUGAGAACCGUCUCGAGGAGAAGAUUGUGGAUGAGUUACAAGCUGCGUUGACGUGUUUGUCGGGGGCUGAUGAGGCAUAG